AUGGCUGCAUCCACUCGUCGAGCAAAGGUCACUUCAUUUAUUGCUCAAAAACAUAGCCGUCAGGAACUUGAGCCAGUUGUAGGAAAACUAAUUGACCGUGCACAUGUGGAUCCACUGCACCUGAAGAACAACGCCUGGUGCGACAAUGAAAGCAUCGUGGCUAGUAUCAACUCAGGUCACUCAAAAGCUCCCAAGGUGAUGGAUCUGGUCUGUUUUUUUGGGUUCUCAUUUCCACGAAACACAACUUCUUGGUAAGGGCCCGCCAAGUUCCGGAGGUAGAUAACAGAAUUGCUGACGCCCUCUCACCUUUCCAGGUCGAACGCUUCAGGGAUCUCGCCACCAAUGCCAACCAGACCCCUUGUUUCAUCCCUCCUUCGUUCAUGA
Porites evermanni is the source of this 384-nucleotide messenger RNA. Lineage: Eukaryota; Metazoa; Cnidaria; Anthozoa; Scleractinia; Poritidae. The record is from the annotation of a GenBank genome assembly.